Phasianus colchicus (ring-necked pheasant) is the source of this 2266-nucleotide messenger RNA. Its product is annotated as Fc receptor-like protein 4. Lineage: Eukaryota; Metazoa; Chordata; Aves; Galliformes; Phasianidae. Gene Ontology annotation, cellular component: external side of plasma membrane. Gene Ontology annotation, molecular function: transmembrane signaling receptor activity. Gene Ontology annotation, biological process: immune response; cell surface receptor signaling pathway. The record is from RefSeq and is a predicted model, not a curated record.
UUCCUCUGGAUGGAGGGGGGAAAAAAAGGGCAACAAGUACCAACAGUAACCCAUGAGGGAUGGAAUUUCCCCUAGAGCACGGAAAGCAUCUCAGUGGGGUUGCAGAGGUUGUGGGUUUGAGGGACAUCUGCUAUAAAGGGGGAAAAAAGGUGUUCUCAGGCAUGGUCAUUAGGGCAGCACAGAUUUCCGGUUAGUCUUCAUGAAAUAUUAGUGAACCAAACCCAUUUCCUUCCUUUGUUCUCAGAAGAGCAUCUCCACACAGGGGAACAUCACCUCUGUGCAGGCCCAUCUAGAGUUAGAGCUAGACGUGUGGGUCAGGAUGGCGGUGAGCAGAGCCCUGCUCCUCCUGGGUGAGUGCAGCCAUAGGGUGAGCAGAAGCCCCAAAAAGCCCCACUGAUCUUCAGUGAGAUGGACGGAGGGCCAAGGAGGCUCCAUCUCCAGCCUAGGGUCUAUGGGGCGCUUGCUCUUUGCGAUGCUUUGGGUUAUGCCUGGAGAGGGUUUAGCUCUGUCUGGGGAAGGAGGGAUGUUUGUUUAUCCCGUGUGGUUGUGGGGAUUGGGAUGGAGCAGUGGUCACCACAUCACAUUACAGGCACAGGGCUUCCUCUGUAGGGUGGUCCCAGACAUUGCUGGGCAGGAAGGAAACUGAGGUCCAGCAAGGCUGGUGGGUGUGAGCACACUGAGGGUGGGGAUGCUGUGCUAUGGGGUGGUUGGGGCUGCUAGGAGGUGUUCAGGAACCUGGCAGACCUCACCAAGCCCCAACGAAGGCUCACGUCCAAGGGCAGGCAACUGCAGAAGAGCUGCCUGGGGCUUCUCACCCCAUCUUUUCCUCCUCGUUGCAGCUCAAGCCCUCGGCCUUGCUGUUACAGAGAUGGCCCUGCUGACCAUGGACCCCCCCUGGAGUGUGAUAUUCCAAGGGGAAAGUGUCACCCUGCGGUGCCACGGACCCCGUGUGCAUGGGCAGCAGCCCACAGCCUGGUACCACAAUAACAAACUCCUGGAGCACACAGAAACCAACACGUACAGGAUCCAGAAUGCCAGGUAUAAAGAGAAUGGCAGAUAUGAGUGCCAGAGCUCCGGCUCCACAUCCAGCAACUCCAUCACCCUGAGCGUCUCCUAUGACCUGCUGAUCCUCCAGGUCCCAUCGCAUGCAGUGUUUGAAGGGGAGCUGCUGCAGAUGAGGUGCCGGGGAUGGAAGGCAGGCAGUUUGGCUGCAGUGCGGUACUACAGGGAUGGAACUGACAUCACCAAACUCUACAACUCAGCAGAGCAGCUCUCCAUCCCCCAGGCCAAAACCCACCACAGCGGCAGAUAUCACUGCAGUGCAGACAUGCACUCCUUUUUGUCGUUAAAGAAAAGGGAAUCUCAGGGUUUAUACGUUUCCGUCAAAGAGCUCUUCACCUCCCCAGUGCUGAGCGUAGCCAGCUCAACGGAGCCUCUCGAAGGAAGUCCCCUCAACCUGAGCUGCAUCACACAGCUUAGCCCCUACAGACCCCACACUGUCCUCUGGUAUCUCUUCUAUGGGAACAGCACAGUCCUUCGAGGUCCCACGACCUCCUCUGAGUACCAGGUGCCAACAGUGGGGCUGAUGGACACGGGGUUCUACUCCUGUGAGGUGCGCACGGAAAGCUCCAGUGUCCAGAAAUGGAGUCCUCAGGUGCCCAUCACCAUCAAACGAGUCCCCAUUUCGGGGGUGUCCCUGGAUGUUUGGCCCCAGGAGGGACAGGUGAUGGAGGGGCAGCGCCUGGUGUUGCACUGCUCCGUGGCCGUGGGCACCGGCUCCAUCUCCUUCUCCUGGCACCGAGAGGGCUCUGCAGAAGUCCUUGGGAGGGGCAGAAGCUACGAGAUCCCAUCGACCCAACAGAGUGACAACGGGCAGUAUUACUGCAUGGCCUCGAAUGGGGACAGCACAGCCCAGAGCCUGCUGGUGAAGGUCACUGUAGUGGGUGUCUCCUCACUUUUCUGCAGCCGUGUCAGAGCACUGCUGCUGCCGGCAGCGUUGGGGACCCUAUUGCUGGGGGUGGUUGUUGUCCAUGUCCUCAUUGCAUCAAGCAGAGCCAAAAGGAAUGAAGCACCAAACGCAUCUGCACCAGCAUCAGUCGUGCUCCAGGAGAGGAUGUUUGAGGCUGUCCCCGCAAGAGCACCCAGGAAGUGAGCAGAAUGAGUGUCCCCAUGUCCUUCCCCCAACCUGACCUGUCCAUGUUGUAGCAAAGAAAUACUUCUCUUCGUUUUACUGUGUACAUUGCCCAAUAAAGUAUUGCAGAGCAUG